AUGAUAGUCGCUCACGCUCCAAAAACUUAUUUCGGUUCAGGAGAUAUACAAAAAUCAUUGGGUUCUCUUCCUGGAUUUCCAUGGGCGAAAUAUCCCGGAGAAAAACAUCUUCCCGGUCAUAAUUUCACCGGUCCAGAAACUAAAAAAUCUAACACUACAGCGUGGAUAAAUAAAGCGAAACCUUACUUUGUGGAUCAAAUCGGAGACACUCUUCAAGGUGAUUUAGAUAUGAACAAUUUCAAAGUAACAAAUUUAAAGUCUCCGGAAAACGAUAAUGACGCUGUUCACAAGAAAUAUUUACGGGAACAAAUAAAUUCAAUUGAAGUAAAAGUUGAUUCAAUAUUCUUCAGACAAAAAUUACUUUCAUCUAAUCAAUUCAUCGCUCGUAAAGUCUUUCAGUUUAUCAAUGGUACAGAAAAUGUGGAAACUAAAGAAUUAGAAAUUAACGACGAAAACAGCAAGAAUGAUCACUUAAAUGAAAUUAAAACGAGUGGAAAAUAUAUAGAUAGGUUUAGAAUGUUAAUCACUAGAUAA
Lottia gigantea (owl limpet) is the source of this 534-nucleotide messenger RNA. RefSeq lists its product as hypothetical. NCBI's taxonomy places the organism in Eukaryota, Metazoa, Mollusca, Gastropoda, Lottiidae. The transcript has 3 exons. The record is from RefSeq and is a predicted model, not a curated record. The coding region runs from base 1 to 534 and encodes 177 amino acids.